This is a messenger RNA of Parascedosporium putredinis, 2145 nucleotides long. The record is from the annotation of a GenBank genome assembly. Lineage: Eukaryota; Fungi; Ascomycota; Sordariomycetes; Microascales; Microascaceae.
AUGCCCCGUGACUUUACAACUACUGACGGAUUCAAUCGAAAUCAUGACACCGCAGACUUCCCCUCGACCAUACCGCGGGUGUAUUCCGAUCUAGGGUUUACCGACCUGCGGAUCGAGAACUACCCCAGGGAGAGUAAGGAUGUCACCCCAAUACAGGUCCUUACGCUGUAUCGCCCAUCCCGCCGCAAUGCCUUUACGGAGACCAUGGGUGAUGAGUUGGUGCAGGCUUUCAAUACGUUUGACAUAGACGACCGAGUCAAGUGUAUCGUCGUGACUGGCCACGGCGACAUUUUCUGCGCCGGCGCGGAUCUCGCGGUGAUGCUUCGAAAGACGGACGAGAAGGUCAACGACCACCGAGAUACCGGAGGUCGCGCCGCUCUUGCUAUUCAUCGCUGCCGGAAGCCAGUCAUUGGGGCGCUCAACGGCGCUGCUGUCGGAAUUGGCAUCACCCUGACGCUCCCAAUGGCAAUCCGGAUAACAGCAAAGGACGCGAAAAUUGGGUUCGUGUUCGGUCGCAGAGGCCUCGUGAUGGAGGCCGCCUCGUCAUUUUUCCUCCCGAGACUCAUUGGGAUGGCACAGGCCCUGCACCUCAUCACCACCGCGGAAGUUCACCCCGCCUCGCACCCGCUAUUAUCGACGCUCUUCAGUGAAGUUCUGCCGAAUUCCUCCGACGUCUUACCCCGCGCACUUGAACUCGCCCAAGGCUUCGUAGACAACUGCAGCAGUGUGUCGUGGGCCCUGUGUCGGGACAUGAUGUGGCGGAAUCCUGGGUCUGCGGAAGGCGCGCACUUGCUCGACUCGCGAAUCAUCUACUCAUUAUUCGGUACGCCAGACAACGAGGAGGGCGUUCAGAGCUUCUUUGAAAAGAGGAAAGCAAACUUCAAGGGGACCCUCCGCGAGGAUGCCCCACUAGCCUAUCCUUGGCGGCGAAGGACCUCGACUCAAAACUCGAUUAACGCCCAGGAUCCCGCUACAGUUCAUGUUCAGGCGCCGGUGGACGCUGGAGCGCCCCUCGAGCAAGCAUCGGUGCGCUUCAAGUUCCAAAUCGUCAAUUAUGCGGCUGGAUACCUGUCGCGCAAGGAGGCCAUGGCGGCAUUAUUCCUCAAGGCUAGGUGCUCUUCCGAGCCGGAUGACCUAUCGGUUGUGCAGGCGCUUCUGAUUCUCACAUUUCACUAUGAAACGCCGGAAGAUCCGAACCGCAUGCUAUCCUUGGGGAUGCGACGGCCCAUGCACAUCUCCGAGACACUCUCGUACCCCGAACUGACGGUUGAAGACUUUGAUAUUGGCCUUAUCCCGAUGCAGACGGGCCGUAUCACCGCCGAGUGUCGGUAUUCGAUAGACCUGGGUGUACAGGCCAGACUGGCGUACAUGUGUGUCAUCAAGGCUAAGAUUUGUGUUGCCAUGGGACACAUCCUUGCGACGCAGUAUCACGAGCAUCGCCGUCCGGCAAUGCAUGGCCAAGCCCUGGCUUACGACAAUGUUGCUUCGAGAUUGGUUCUCAAAGGUCUAAGGGAAGAUAGCGUGGAGCUGAAACGGCAGGAGCGUGAGCUCCAUGACUGCUCUCAGAUGAUGGCGAUAGAUCCCCGCCCAAAUCUUACGGUAGACGAACCGGCGCAACUGCGCGUCCACCGGUCCUUACUACACAUGAUAUACUAUACGGCCCUCUCCACAUUUCAUCGACCCCAGGCCUUGAAGUCUCCCCUCGAUACCCAAAGGUGCGACUCUUGGCCAACAACAAAGUCUCGUGAGGCGUUGCAAACUGCCGCAGAGCGCAUUACUUGCCUAGCAACGGAGCUGGAUGACCAGGACUUGGUCAAAUAUCUCCCACUGACAGGGAUCACGGUCCUCCUCCCAGCUCUUGCCACCCAUUUGCUCAAUACAAAUAGUGAAAACUUGCCGACUCGCAUGGAGGCUAUGCAAGAAUUUUCUCGAUGCCUCGGUGUGCUCAACAAGUUCAAAGAGACUUAUGUGGCGGCGGAAUAUACCGGUCGCAUCCUCGAGCAUGCCAUCGAUGCGAUGCAAAGGCAGGGAAUCAGGCUUAGCCCGUCGUUGGACCCGUCUUUACUCGACAUAAACUUCGACCAACUCAAUGCUCCCGGAGACUUUGAUGGCUUGGACCAAAUUUAUAACGAUAUCUUCUUGUGA